CUUUCUUUGGUGUGUAGUUCGCCAUGUCAUAUCCAAAUUGCAGCAAGAGAAGCAAACAUGGUGAGAUUGAGAAGGAAGAAGCAAUUGAAAAAGAAGUUGCAGUUUCAAUCAUUUCAAAGAAACCAGUCAUUAAAGUUGCUGCCAUAUGCGGUUCUCUCCGCAAAGCUUCUUAUAACAGAGGCCUCAUUCGUGCCGCCAUAGAACUAAGUAAGGAGCAAAUCGAAGGGCUCCACGUGGAAUACGUGGAGACGGCGGCGCUGCCGAUGCUGAAUACCGAUCUUGAAGUGGACGGGAGGUUUCCGGCAGAAGUGGAAGAGUUCCGGCAGAAGAUUCUAGAAGCUGAUUGCUGUCUCUUUGCUUCCCCUGAUUACAACUACUCUGUCACUCCAAUUGUGAAGAAUGCACUAGACUGGGGAUCAAGACCACCAAAUGUAUGGGCAGGAAAAGCGGCGGCGGCCGUAAGUGCCGUGGGUGGCGGGAGAAGAGCGCAGUACCAUCUCCGGCAAAUCGGAGUGGUCCUUGAUCUCCAUUUCAUCAACAAACCGGAGUUCUACAUGAAUGCUCACCGGCCACCGGGGAAGUUCAACGUCGACGGCGACUUAGUUGAUUCCGAUACGAAGGAGGAUCUUAAGGAAAUUAUGUUGUCCUUGCAAGCUUUUACGUUGAGACUUCAAGGCAAGUGUUAAUAACUUGCUAUAAGGGUAACAACACAAACAAGCAUAAAUAAAUUAGGGCAAUUAAGUAUUUUUUAAAUAUUGCCUUUUAUUUAAUCUUAAAAAAAUAAAAGAGAAAAUAUAAAAAAGGUGGAGAAAACAACACUAUGUUCAUCAAUUAAAUUCCACUCAUGAUUAAACUUGUAAUUUUUUUUUCAUCCUCCUUAGCUUGGUGCAAACUUCAACUAGCAAGGAUAAUGCAUUCAAUUAUAUUCGAGAUUCUAAAAAUCGUAUUAUUUUUUAGUUGGUAGUGCUG
This is a messenger RNA of Arachis duranensis, 969 nucleotides long. RefSeq names its product NADPH:quinone oxidoreductase-like. The coding region runs from base 24 to 686 and encodes 220 amino acids. Gene Ontology annotation, cellular component: cytosol. The record is from RefSeq and is a predicted model, not a curated record. Gene Ontology annotation, molecular function: oxidoreductase activity; FMN binding. The transcript has 3 exons. Lineage: Eukaryota; Viridiplantae; Streptophyta; Magnoliopsida; Fabales; Fabaceae.